AUGGCUUUUAAAAUUGUUGUCUUCUUGGCUUGUGUGAUGGUUGCCCAUGGUGGUUUGCUGGGUGCUGGAAUCCUGCAACCAACAAUUCUAACAAAAACACUAGAGCCAGCUGAUGCUCAUCCCAAAUACCAAUUUAGCUACCAAGUAAAUGAUCCCCAUACUGGUGAUUUGAAGAGCCAAGAGGAGGCCCGUGAUGGUGAUGUUGUGAAAGGUUCUUAUGCCCUCCUUGACGCUGAUGGUUUGAUCAGAGUGGUCCAGUACACUUCGGAUGGAAUAAACGGAUUCAACGCUGUUGUGACAAGAACUCCAUCGGGAAAACAAGCUGUUCCAGUGAUCAAAACAAUUCAACCCACUAUUAUUAAGAGCAUACCUUCCCUAAUUCAAGCCCCAAUUGCCAAAAUUGGACUAGGACCUUUAGGUUUAAUCCAUUGA
Molecule: messenger RNA, 432 nt
Organism: Episyrphus balteatus (marmalade hoverfly)
Lineage: Eukaryota; Metazoa; Arthropoda; Insecta; Diptera; Syrphidae
Product: larval cuticle protein A3A-like
Exons: 2
Coding region: 1-432 (143 amino acids)
Cellular component (GO): extracellular matrix
Source: RefSeq, a predicted model, not a curated record